GAAGCCAUCAACUUCGCCACCCCGCGAUGGAUCGAUUAUGGCAAAGUGGCGUCUCAGUGCAGCUGCGGGGAGGCCAGGGUCACCUUCUCCAUGGACGCCUUCGUGCGAAUCCUGCAGCCUGAGCGCUAUGAGCUGUGGAAGCGCGGGCAGGACCGGGCUGUUGUGGACCACACGGAGCCCACCUCGCCAGAAGAGGGGGAGCUCAGCGCCUGGAGGGUGGCCCAAGCUCCCCGGAGAGCCCUGCUGGGCCUGAGGCACCUCCCACCCCGCCGGGCCACGCGCACCCCUCGGCCUGUGGCCGCUAGUGGUGGGACUGGCCGUCGCACCCCAAUGUGCCUGGCCUCCCCACGCUCCUUGCCGGCCCAGAGUUCUUCCUCUGAUGCCCAGUCUGGGCUUGUCCCCGCCUGCACUUCUCAGGAGCCUGGCCCCACCCGACCACCGACCCCGAUUCCCUCUGCCCGAGAUGUUCAUCCCUCAAUGGGCAGAUGUGGUCCUGGUCGUCGUCCUCGGGAACAAGGGGCCCGGGGGCCCAGCAUCCAGGCCCGGGCCAAGAGGCGUCUCUCGGUGGGAACAACACACACAGCCCAGUACCCUGAGGCUCUGCCCGGUCCUGUGGAUGAACCCUCAGUGGACAACCCUGUACCACUGAGCCCUGGGCUCCAGCAACCUGCGGAGGCUUCUGGGUACAGUUGUGCCCUUUUCCCCUAAGCCCAGGGGAUAAUGUUGUAACCUACUGCUCUUGUGUGUGGAGGCUCCUUGAGACCCACCACAUUUACAUCAGAGCUUUGGGCCAGCCUGCAAGCUACUGGUCUUCAGAGGCCAGUGAUGUUGCCACUGAUGCGUUGAGUCCAUGUUCUUUAUCAUGUUUGCCAUAGUUUGUUCUUCCUGCCACACUCUGCAGUGUCUUUGGACACUGCUAAUUCCUGUGUUGCCAACUGAGGUUUCAUCCACUAGACACUCUUGUGUCUCUGUAAGCUAGGUCCUGCUGAGGUCAUGAGAGCAUAAUCUUCCCCAGACUCCUCUGGGCCAAUGCUUCUGGGUUUUGAUUCUCCUCCAAUCUCCCUGCCUUUUCUCCAACCGUACCCCUUCCGCCCUUUCUUGCAAAACAAGGCCGUUUUGACCAAAUGGGUCAGUAGAGACUCAGAACAUAAUUUAUGAUCUUUCUGAGUCUUGGAUGUAUUCAAAAUGUGUUAUGGCCAGUAUUUGUUCACGAAUGUAUUAAAGGUAACCACAAUGUUAAAAUCUAAAAUUUGUUUCUAAUAAAUAUUGUGCAUUCAAAUAAU
Herpailurus yagouaroundi (jaguarundi) is the source of this 1283-nucleotide messenger RNA. RefSeq names its product lysine-specific demethylase 4D-like. The annotation marks the transcript as partial. The transcript has a single exon. Lineage: Eukaryota; Metazoa; Chordata; Mammalia; Carnivora; Felidae. The record is from RefSeq and is a predicted model, not a curated record.